Anopheles coustani is the source of this 422-nucleotide messenger RNA. Its product is annotated as ninjurin-A-like. NCBI's taxonomy places the organism in Eukaryota, Metazoa, Arthropoda, Insecta, Diptera, Culicidae. Gene Ontology annotation, biological process: cell adhesion; tissue regeneration. The transcript has 2 exons. Gene Ontology annotation, cellular component: membrane. The record is from RefSeq and is a predicted model, not a curated record. Bases 1 to 417 code for a protein of 138 amino acids.
AUGUCCCUUGCCAGCAACGACGAAACGCUUCCCACCUCCCCAGUCGGCGGCCUGCAGCCUGGACUGGUGCCGGAGGUGAUACCGAACGUGAACGUGUACCAGCAGAAGAAAACUCUCGCGCAGGGCAUGAUGGACCUGGCGCUGCUGUCCGCGAAUGCCAACCAGAUGCGCUACGUGCUGGAAACGUACGAGCGCCAUCCGUACUACAUCUUCAGCUUGCUUUUCAUCUCCGUCAGCCUAUUGGUGCAGGUCGUCGUCGGUAUCGGACUCAUCAUGAACAGUCGCUACGACGUGAACGAUCGUAAGGAGAUCUGCAAGGCGAACAAGAUCAACGACCUGAUCACGAUCGGCAUCUUUAUGAUUACGCUUGUGAACGUACUGAUCUCUGCAUUCGGUGUUGCCCCACGGGCGCCGUAAUAAAA